Molecule: messenger RNA, 2573 nt
Organism: Cynocephalus volans (Philippine flying lemur)
Lineage: Eukaryota; Metazoa; Chordata; Mammalia; Dermoptera; Cynocephalidae
Gene: BRCC3
Product: BRCA1/BRCA2-containing complex subunit 3
Exons: 12
Coding region: 104-1054 (316 amino acids)
Biological process (GO): double-strand break repair; protein K63-linked deubiquitination
Cellular component (GO): BRCA1-A complex; BRISC complex
Molecular function (GO): metallopeptidase activity; polyubiquitin modification-dependent protein binding; cysteine-type deubiquitinase activity
Source: RefSeq, a predicted model, not a curated record
GCCUGGGCGGAGCGCAGAGCGCGGGGCGCCGGGGAGGCUGCGCCGGAGCACCGGCUUGGUCAGGCCGGAGCGGGCCCAGCAGACGCGAGCAGGCCGGGCCAAGAUGGCGGUGCAGGUGGUGCAGGCGGUGCAGGCGGUUCAUCUCGAGUCUGACGCUUUCCUGGUUUGUCUCAACCACGCUCUGAGCACAGAGAAGGAGGAGGUGAUGGGGCUGUGUAUAGGGGAGUUGAAUGAUGACACAAGGAUUGACUCCAAAUUUGCAUAUACCGGUACUGAAAUGCGCACAGUUGCUGAAAAGGUUGACAACAUCAGAAUUGUUCACAUUCAUUCUGUCAUCAUCUUGCGACGUUCUGAUAAGAGGAAGGACCGAGUAGAAAUCUCUCCAGAGCAGCUGUCUGCGGCCUCAACAGAGGCGGAGAGGUUGGCUGAACUCACAGGCCGCCCCAUGAGGGUCGUUGGCUGGUAUCACUCCCAUCCUCACAUUACCGUUUGGCCUUCACAUGUUGACGUCCGCACACAAGCCAUGUACCAGAUGAUGGAUCAAGGCUUUGUAGGACUUAUUUUUUCCUGUUUCAUAGAAGAUAAAAAUACAAAGACUGGCCGGGUACUCUACACUUGUUUUCAAUCCAUACAGGCCCAAAAGAGCUCAGAGUCCCCUCAUGGUCCACGAGACUUCUGGAGUUCCAGCCAGCACAUCUCCAUUGAGGGCCAGAAAGAAGAGGAAAGGUAUGAGAGAAUCGAGAUCCCAAUCCAUAUUGUACCUCAUGUCACCAUUGGGAAAGUGUGCCUUGAGUCAGCAGUAGAGCUGCCCAAGAUCCUGUGCCAGGAGGAACAGGAUGCAUAUAGGAGGAUCCACAGCCUUACACAUCUGGACUCAGUAACCAAGAUCCAUAAUGGCUCAGUGUUUACCAAGAAUCUGUGCAGUCAGAUGUCAGCAGUCAGCGGGCCUCUCCUACAGUGGCUGGAGGACAGACUGGAGCAAAACCAACAGCAUUUGCAGGAGUUGCAGCAAGAAAAGGAAGAGCUUAUGCAAGAACUUUCUUCUCUAGAAUGAAGCAGGAGACGAAAUGAGGAAAGAUGAAAAAAUCCAGUGUAAAAUUAAUUAAACUAAAUCUUUUGAAGAAGAAAAAGUUGGAGGACUCACAUUACCCAACUUCAAGACUUACUAUGUAACUGCAGUAAUCAAGAUAGUAUGGUAUUGGCAGAGGGGUGGACACACAGAUCAAUGGAACAGAAGAGAAAACCCAGAAAUAGACCCACAUAAAUAUGCCCAACUGAUUUUGACAAAAUGGAAGAGGAAUUUAAUGAAGUCUUUUCAACAAAUUACGCUGGAGCAAUUAGAUGCCCAUAGGCAAAAAAAAAAAAAAUGAACCUCAACCUAAACCUUAUACCUUAUGUGAAAGUUAACUCAAAUGUAUCAUGGACUUAAAUGUAAGGUGCAAACUAUAAAACUUUUAGAAAAAAAAAUCAUAGUAGAAAACUCUUUAGGAUCAUGGGCUAGGUGACAAAUUCUUGGACUUCACCCCAAAAGCACAAUCUAUGAAAGGAAAAAGUUGAUAUGUUGGACUUCAUCGAAAUUGAAAAUGUUUGCUCUGUAAAAAAUUUAAGAAGAGGAAAAGACAAGCUACAGACUGAGAGAAAUUGUUUGCAACCCAUAUAUCUGAUCAAUCUGAAAUAUAUAAAGUGUACUCAAAACUCAAUAAUAAAAAACAAUCCAGUUGGAAAAUGGGCAAAACAUAUGAGUAGACCUUUCACUGAAGAGGAUGUAUGGAUGACAAGUAAGCUCAUGAAAAGAUGUUGAUAUUCAUAAGUCAUCAAGGAAUGCAAAUUAAAACCACAAUGAGAUAUGACUUAACACAAUGACUAAAUUAAAAAUAGCAGAUAUAGUAAAUGCUGUUGAGGAUACAAACUGAAUUUGUCAUACAUUGCUGACAGGAAUGUAAAAUGGUAUACCCACUCUGGAAAAGAGUUUGGAAAUUUCUUAUAAAGUUAAACAUACACUUAGCAUAAGACCCAGCAGUUGCACUCCUGGACAUUUAUCCCAGAGAAAUGAAAAGCUAUGUUGGCUUGAAAACCUGUACACAAAUGUUCAUGGCAGUUUUAUUUGUCACAGCCAAAAACUGGAAACAAUGCAGAUGUCCUGCAAUGUGUGAAUGGUUAAACAAAUCAUCUAUGUCAUGGAAUACUACUCUGCAAUGAAAAGGAGCAGACUAUUGAUACACACAGUAACUUGGAUGGACCUUGGGGGUAUUAUGGUGAAUGAAAGAAGCCAAUCUCAAAAGGUCACAUACUGUGUGAUUGUAUUUACAUAACAUUCUCAAAAUGACAAAAUUAUAGAAAUGAAUAGCAGAUUAAUGGUCACCAGGGACAUGGACUGGAGGGGGAGUGGGAUAUGUAUGAUAGGGAUGACACAAGGAGUUCCUUUGUGUUAAUGGAAUAAUUCUGUGUCUGGAUUGUGGUGUUGAGUAUGUGAAUCUUUACCUGCGCUGAAAUUGUACAGACCUCCACACACACAGAUGAAUGCAUGUACAAUCUGGUGAAACUGAAUAAAGUCUGUAGUCUAGUUAGAAGAA